This is a messenger RNA of Plasmodium vinckei vinckei, 855 nucleotides long. RefSeq names its product hemolysin III, putative. The record is from RefSeq and is a predicted model, not a curated record. NCBI's taxonomy places the organism in Eukaryota, Apicomplexa, Aconoidasida, Haemosporida, Plasmodiidae. Gene Ontology annotation, molecular function: signaling receptor activity. The coding region runs from base 1 to 855 and encodes 284 amino acids. Gene Ontology annotation, cellular component: membrane. The transcript has 2 exons.
AUGAUAGGAUAUUAUGAAGGCUUUAUUAACUAUAUUAAAAAUUAUUGGACCAUAAAUAUGCUUAGUGGUAAUGACAAUAGUCAUUUGGAUAUUGAAGAGAAAAUCAGUAAAAUGAUAAAGGACCCAAAUUUAUUACCAAAUGAUAAAAAAAUUGUCGAAUUAUAUUGUGAAAAGAAAAUAAGCAAAUCUAUGUUAAUUAAGUAUUUGGAAAGACAUGAAACAACCCUAUUGAGAGGAAAAAUACAUUUAAUGAUAUUAUUACUUUCACCUAUUUGGAUAUUUUACAUGUUGUAUAUAUCAAAAACAUAUUCAACAAAACUAGCCACGUCUAUAUCAUUAAUAUGUAUUUUUUUUAAUUCGUUUGCUUCUUUUUUGCUUCACAAUUUUGAAUGGACCCCUAACUAUUAUUUCUUAGUUGAGAAAUUGGAUCACAUUGGAAUAUUUUUAAUGAUUAGUGGUUCAGGAUUUCCAGUAGCAGCAUUAUUAUUAAAUAAUAUAAAAUUACUAUAUUAUAUAAUUAUGCAUUCAUUAAGCUCACUUUUAGGAAUUUUAUGUAUUUGCUGUAGUUACUUUUCAACUGGGAAUAGAGCUAAAAGAGCAUUCACAUAUGUAAUAGCGGGAUUUUUACAUACAUUUUUUUUCAAGGAUUAUUUAAUUUUAUUAUACGCCAAAGAAUUGGUAUUUUUAGUUAUGAUUGGUACUUUAUACGUUUUAGGUGCAAUUGUAUAUUCUUUAAAGAAACCAAAUAUUAUUUCUGGCAUUUUUGGAUUUCACGAGCUUUUUCAUGUCUGUUGCUUAGGAAGCAUUUUAUUCACAUUUGCUUUGAUCCGUAGCGUUUUAAUGAGAAAAUCUUAA